Messenger RNA from Carica papaya (papaya), 1530 nucleotides. Its product is annotated as protein PSK SIMULATOR 1-like. Lineage: Eukaryota; Viridiplantae; Streptophyta; Magnoliopsida; Brassicales; Caricaceae. The record is from RefSeq and is a predicted model, not a curated record. Gene Ontology annotation, biological process: positive regulation of growth.
AUGGCCUGGUUUGCCGCUCUCAAGGUUUUCUCCCUCGAAAAAUUUCAUCCUGUAUGGUUUGCCGCUCUCAACUUUUUCUUCUAUGAAAAAUCUCAUCCUGCAACUCUUGGCAUUCUCUCAAACGAAGCUGCAAAAGCCAUGGCUCAUCUUCUCCACCUUUACAGGUCUCUCUCAGAGGAGGAAUUUUUCAAGUUUCUUAAAGGACCUCUCAAAUCCAGAGGAGUCGCUCUCUUAAGCUCAACAGACGAAGUUUCUCUGCUUUCUCUCUUUUGCUCUGAGAAGAUUGCUGAACUUGAUUAUGCCGUCGCCAUUAUCUCCUACCUCGCUCGUAAAUGCUCCGAUCCAAAUCUCAAACGCUUUGAUGCCAUCUAUGCCGAAAUCAAACGCGGGAAUUUCACUCUUCGGAAGCUUCAAUACAACUCGAAAAAUGCACAGAAGAUGAUCGAGAGGAUGGACAAGUACGUCGUUGCAACUUGUAAUUUGCAGUGCUCUCAAGAAUCUCUUCGCGAGAUUGGGAUUUGGGAGAAGAAGCUUUACCAAUGUAAUAAACUCAAUUGUCUAACUCUUCAUAGAUAUUAUAGCAGAGCUAACAAUUUGAAUGACGAAUUGUUCCAUGAGAAAAUCACAAAUCUGAAAAAACAAGUUCACCGAUGGAGAGACGCUUCGCUCUGGAAUCACACUUUCGACAAGAUCGUCGGCCUCAUGCUCCCAGUCGUCUCUCUCAUCUACGCUCAAAUCUGUGUUCUAUUCGGACCUUUCGCGCCCGCUUUAUGUUCGAAAAAACUCACUUCAUCAUCCACCACUCCCCACCACAAAUUACUAGGCAUCCGGAUCCAACCAGAGCCAGACGCGGACUACUGCCUCCUCGCAGACAAAAACAAAUACAUAAAUGCAAACACUAAUCGACGCAAGGCGAGAUCGUGUCCGAUCCUCAAAACUUCCGAGAGGAAAAUCACUCUGUUCUACAGCAGCGAAUUAUGUGUCGAGUUAGGCCAUAAUAUCCAAGGCUGCGAAAAAACAACUUCCAACGACUACAGAAAAGGACUGCUCCGUUUAGCUCCAGCAUCCACGGUCGGCGGCGCGGGGCUCGCAACGCCGUACGCGAACGCGAUCGUACUGGCGCAAGGUUUCUUGCACUCCCCGUUGAGGAUAAGCAAUGAGGGGCGCGGGCACAUAUACGGAAUGUUGACAGAUAGGGUAAGAUGGAUAAUUAAGGAGAAGAUGAAGAGACGAUCAUGGUACAGAGAUGCGAUGGAAAGUGACGGGCAUGCCAUGGCGGAAGGAUGUCGGGAGGCAGUGGAGACGACGCUGAAGUGGCUUGGACCAAUGGCGCAAGACACGUUGAAGUGGCAGAACGAGAGGUAUUUGGAGCAACAGAGGUUGGACGCGAAGCCCACGGUGUCAUUGUUGCAGACUCUGUACUUCGCCGACUUAGAGAAGACAGAGGCCGCCAUUGUUGAGAUACUGGUAGGUUUGAGUUGCAUUUUUACUUACGAGAAGCGCCAUUUGGGUGGAGCUCGUCUCCUAUAG